GUCUCCGCGCGCGCAAGUUUCAAGUCGCUUCUCCCGAUCGAGCCAUCUCGCUCGCCCGUCGGCCGGCUUGUCCUCAUCUAUCGUCCGCGCCUCUCUUCAUGAUCAUUUCUGAUACGGCGGCAGUUGGAGGUGCCAUCUCGGCGCCGACGGCUUCCGGGCCAGGGCAAGUAACUCGACAUCUCCUGUCUUGAAAAAUGCGAGUUGUUUUCCUUCUGCCUCCAACAUCGCAUCAUCAACAACAUCAUCAUCAUGUGGCUCGCCCUGAAGAACCUCUUCAGGUAUCUUCGCUUAAAGGCGUUGGUCAGCUUUGCCCGUUUUCAAGUCUGGAGAGGUGGCAUGCCAAAGGCCUCACCCGACUCCAUCCUGCAGAUUCCAUCAAGGACCGGCCGUAGCAUCAAAGCACACUACUACAAGUCAACCUCAUUCACACCUGGCAUCCCAUCACCACUUCUGAUCAACUUCCACGGUAGCGGUUUCGUCUUCCCUCUCCAUGGCUCCGACGACUUCUUCUGCCGUAAGGUCACGACUUCAACACCUUACUCGGUCUUGGAUAUCCAAUACAGUCUUGCACCCGAAUACCCCUGGCCAGCCUGCCACAAUGAUGCAGAAGAUGUCGUAAACUGGGCUCUCAAACAACCUGACGUCUACUCAACCUCUCAAAUCGCAAUCUCUGGUUUCAGCGCUGGUGCAAAUAUGGCAUGUGUGGCAGCCGCAUCUACUUUCCCAAAGGAUACUUUCAACACAUUGCUGGCCUUUUAUCCACCCACAGACCUCUCCAUGGACCCAGAAGAGAAGGUGGCUCCAGAGGACGAUGGCAGAGGUGGUGGUAUAACUGCCCAGAUGGCACGUCUGUUCGACGCCUCGUAUCUGCGAUUCGAUCCCGACAAGGCCGACCCUCGUGUUUCGCCUGCUCUUGGACCCGUAGAAAACUACCCUGAGAACUCCUUGUUCAUUACCUGCGGGCGUGAUUCACUAUGUCUGGAGACCGAGCGUCUGGCCAAGCGUGUCGAGAAAAAGCAUGGAGAGGGCGUGGUGCUCAGGCGCAUGGACAAGUGCGGACAUGCAUGGGAUAAGAGAGCAGCCCCUGGUUCUUACCAAGAAUCUAAGCGUGAUGAGACAUACGGAUUGGCGAUUGACAUGUUGAUGAAGACAAAGCAAUGAUCCACGAACAAGACUCCGGUGUUAGGGGAAAGGUGGAACAUGAUAUAGAGGGUAAUUAACGGUUUGUAUCUCAUUUGCACAUCUUGCAAUUUCGUCUGCCUUGUCUUUUCCGCUUCGUGUUGACAACAAAAAGAAACUAAUUACAGUGCGAUGAGAGUCUAAAAGACUCUGCAGUGUGCCCGGAGAAACAGGCAGUAAACAAAGAAAACAGAAAGGGGUAUCUUUUGGGAAGCGCGCCGGCCAUGCA
Molecule: messenger RNA, 1408 nt
Organism: Aureobasidium pullulans EXF-150
Lineage: Eukaryota; Fungi; Ascomycota; Dothideomycetes; Dothideales; Saccotheciaceae
Product: putative esterase/lipase
Exons: 1
Coding region: 250-1161 (303 amino acids)
Molecular function (GO): hydrolase activity
Source: RefSeq, a predicted model, not a curated record